AUGAGCGCAAUGUCGUUGCCCGAAGUCCUGGGCAAAAUUUGCUCGUACCUUGAUAUGCAGGACGUAAGCAACUUCCGCUUGUGCAGCAAAGCCUUUGCCGACGUCGGUCUUCGCUUCGCAUAUCGAACGGUUGUCAUGUCUUUUGACUCCAAUCAAGGAAGACCACGUUUAAGAAGGAUAGUAGGUGGUGUCCCCGAUCCUAGGUCAUUUUUCUUCACGGAACUUCACGUCACCUUCGAUCCCCAGCAUCAGAUUCUACAAAGAAAUACUGACAUUUCUUGUAUCGAAGAGGCCGGGUGUCAUUUUCCGGCUCUAGAGGAAAUCAUCGUGUCCUCUCGUAGACGCUACAGGGGCAAGCGCAGCAAACCCACCUACAUAUAUCGCCCGGACACUGAUGAUGCAGAAAACGGCUAUCUGAAGCUCAACGGUCUUCGACAAAUGUAUUCACUUCUCCCCGUCAUCGCCAAGGCCGACCCCAGUCUAAAGACAUUUUCGGCCGACGGCAUCACUUAUCAGAUUGUCGAAGAUCCAGCUAUCACCGAACUUCGCGACGCCUUUUUGCCUUGCACCAAUGCCACAACUUUUAAACUACACGUCGAUACCAGUAUACUUACCGAAAAGGCGGAAUUUCACGACAAAAACAGAGGCUUACGCGACUUGACCAAGUCUUUCCGCCAACUUGAAACGCUUGAGAUCACAAUUGGCGACUACUUAGGGUGGUCUGGCCCUAGCCGGUAUAGCCUUGAACAUAUCAUCGAGCCUGAAUGCGAAUGGGAGAACCUUACCAGUUUGGCCCUAAGGGGUAUUGAAUGUGACCGACGCGAGCUAAUGACAAUUCUCAAGAAGCAGAAAUGCUUGAAUCGACUAUGUCUCCAUGACACGUCACUAAUUCGUUCGUCAUGGAAAAUACUUCUUCUAGAGAUGCGAAGUUCGCUACACUCGAAAUUGAAAUCAGCUUGUAUCUGUGGUUCAAUACAGGGACAGCAAGAAGGGGGGACCAGGCCGCACAGGGAAUCCUGGUUCCUGGACCGGCGGGAUAACCACAUACUUUGGCUCGCCGUCAACAUCUGUCUGGUGAGCGAUGAUACUGAGUACGCGCCUUGUCCUCUGCCUCGUGAAUGGACGGACGCUGAUCGCAUCGAGGGGGAAAUUGAGAACUUCUACUAUGUGUAG
This is a messenger RNA of Hypoxylon fragiforme, 1173 nucleotides long. RefSeq lists its product as uncharacterized. The record is from RefSeq and is a predicted model, not a curated record. NCBI's taxonomy places the organism in Eukaryota, Fungi, Ascomycota, Sordariomycetes, Xylariales, Hypoxylaceae. Bases 1 to 1173 code for a protein of 390 amino acids. The transcript has 3 exons.